This is a messenger RNA of Haemonchus placei, 309 nucleotides long. NCBI's taxonomy places the organism in Eukaryota, Metazoa, Nematoda, Chromadorea, Rhabditida, Trichostrongylidae. The record is from the annotation of a GenBank genome assembly.
AUGCUUCGUCUGGUUGUUUUUGUCGGCGUCGUCGCCUUUUCGUGGGCUUCUGUUCGACAGGCAGCAACUUCGGAUGAGCAAGCACAAGUUAUCGUGGUAACCUAUUUCGACUUCGAUGCGGACAUGAAUUCUUCUUAUCUGGAGAUAGUCAGAUCAACGGUGGAGGACCUUGAGGAAACCUAUAACGUUCUCUACAACCCUAAGCAAAUCGACGUGAAAGCAGCGAACAUCGAUGGAAGUUUUGCUGCCGUCUAUACCGUUCGUGGUGUGGAUUGUAAUAAGGUAUCUACCGCAUCGUUACCCUUGUGA